This is a messenger RNA of Didymosphaeria variabile, 597 nucleotides long. RefSeq lists its product as uncharacterized. The coding region runs from base 1 to 597 and encodes 198 amino acids. The transcript is spliced from 2 exons. The record is from RefSeq and is a predicted model, not a curated record. Lineage: Eukaryota; Fungi; Ascomycota; Dothideomycetes; Pleosporales; Didymosphaeriaceae.
AUGACCAAUCCGCAACAAGAAAAGUCCUACAAGGAUUUCGUGAAAAGAGUGUACCGGGACCUCAAACCAAACAUGGAAUUUCCAGACAAGACAUAUGUUCCGGGCGAUUUAAGCGCCAACUUGAUAACGACUUACGGGUUUGACAACUGGUUUUUAUCUUUUGAGCGGCGGCUUUCGAGAUCGUCACCUGCGGCAUGCAUUAGUGCAGUCGGAAACCGUGAGGUUGAGCUAAUCUCGCACGCCUGGGAGUAUAUGCUCAAACAAGUACCACAACAGAGGAUGGACAAAGAAACCUACAACGCCAGCCGAUAUCUCCAUGUCUCGACGAAGAUGCUCAAGAGAGACCUCGAGAGCUGGGAGAGUACUGGAGGGCCUGGCUCUGUGGCAGAAGUCAUGAGUGGACUCUCGAACGUGAGACGUGAUAUCGAACUUUUCGAUCCCGACCUACGCGAUGCAUACCAAAUCUUCGUCAACAACACGACAUUGCUUGACGCACGCAAAGGUAUUCAGAUGGCAGAGAAAUCUAUAGAAAUGUCUGAGAAGUCCAUCAAAGAAAGCGAGCGAGUCCGCAUCAGUGAGUGCUUCAUGCGCGAGUAA